ACACUAUUUUAAAACAUGCCGUGAAUCACACACUAUCGAAUGGAAUACUUAUGCGAGCCACGUGAAAAGAAUAAUUAAAAUUCCAAUCAAUCCAAUAUUUCAAGUAGAAAGUAUUCGACAUACAACAGUGUCUGUAUACAGUCUCAAUUGGAUGAUUUUAAUUAACGGAAUUCCUAGGAAUACCGGUAUUUUGGAAUCUAUUCUAUCAUCCAACUUGCUCUCAAACCUCUUCAAACAGUAUUAUUCCAACAUCCGAAAACUGAAAACAUCGGAGUUGGAUUUGCUGCGAAAGAAUGACGUUGGGAACGAUAAGAAAAUGUGUCAGUCUUUUUAAAUCGUGCAAUUCGACGAAUCUAGUUAGUUUGCACACGCUUUCAGAGUCAGCAACUCUCCGUAAUUUGAAGCGGGGCCUUAUUAUGGAUAGUUCAAGGCCGGUUUCCACUUUUCCCGAAGAGAAACCAAAGAAACUUAACCUAGUUAGUAAAAAGGAAAUCGAGGAGUUUGAAGAUUUAUUUCCUGGCCUAGUAAACGACUUGGUUACAAACGAGCACUUCGGAAAUUUGACCGAAGUUACGUCGAGAUUCGCUAAAUCCCUAAAUUACAAUGUACCCCACGGUAAGAAAAACAGAGGUUUGGCAGUUGUUGCAUCCUACAAGAUUUUGGAAAAACCAGAAAAUUUAACACCUGAAAAUAUCAAAUUGGCGAAUAUUCUUGGAUGGCUGAUCGAAAUGCUGCAAGCAUUCCUGCUGGUUAUGGAUGAUGUAACUGAUGGUUCAGAAACUAGAAGGGGGCAGCCCUGUUGGUACAAGCUCGAAAACAUAGGCAUUAGCGCAAUCAAUGAUGGUAUAAUAUUGGAAAACUCCGUUUACCUAUUACUGAAGAAAUAUUUCAGACAACAUCCCUCUUAUGUUUAUUUGAUGGAAUCUUUCUUGGAUGUUACUAGAAAGACUAUAAUUGGUCAAAUAUUGGAUUGCAACAUAGUAGAUCUAGAUACACUAAGCAUGGAAAGAUUUGAACUUAUUGCCUACAAUAAGACUGCUCAUUAUUCCUUCUUCCUACCUGUUUCUUUAGCCUUAUAUUUGGCCAAUUACACUGAACCCGAGGUCCAUCAACAAGUCAAGGGGGUACUGUUGGAAAUCGGAAAAUACUUCCAAGUUCAGGAUGAUUACUUAGAUUGCUACGGUGAUCCGGAAAUAACUGGAAAGAUCGGGACUGACAUCGAGACUGGAAAAUGUACCUGGCUUGCAGCGAAGGCCUUGCAGAUAGCUUCAGCUGAUCAAAAAAAGAUCAUGGAAGAGAAUUACGGGAAGCAAGAUCCAGAAAAUGUGAGGAAAAUCAAAGAUUUGUACAACGAGUUAGGCAUAGCAGAAUUAUAUGCUCAGUAUGAGGAACAAAGUUACAGUGAAAUUCAAUCCUCGAUAUUAGACCUACCGAAAGAGGCGCCCCAGGAAUUGUUGCAGAAGAUUGUUGCGGUGUUUUACAAAAGGAAUGCUUAAAAGUGGUGAAGUUUUGAGGAGUUCCAUAGUUGAAUCAAAAUCUAGAUAUUUGUUCCUUGGUAAAUAUAGGAACCAAGUCUCAGAAGGAACCAGUUUUAUUUUAACAUCUACCUCAAUGACAUGUAAUAUAUAUUUUGAUUUGUAAAGGUUUUUACUUUGUUGCUAAAAAAGACUGACAGCUAUCCGAGA
This is a messenger RNA of Coccinella septempunctata (seven-spotted ladybird), 1685 nucleotides long. Its product is annotated as farnesyl pyrophosphate synthase-like. The transcript has 4 exons. NCBI's taxonomy places the organism in Eukaryota, Metazoa, Arthropoda, Insecta, Coleoptera, Coccinellidae. The record is from RefSeq and is a predicted model, not a curated record. Gene Ontology annotation, biological process: trans, trans-farnesyl diphosphate biosynthetic process. The coding region runs from base 294 to 1496 and encodes 400 amino acids. Gene Ontology annotation, molecular function: dimethylallyltranstransferase activity; (2E,6E)-farnesyl diphosphate synthase activity. Gene Ontology annotation, cellular component: cytoplasm.